AUGGCACUAGCUCCAGCCCUCGAGAUCUACAUCAGUAAACCGAGCCAUGGAAUAAAGGAGGCAGUGGUGUGUAAUCUAUUACGAAUGGCCGAAAAGUGGCCUGAUGAACUCGGCGAAGAGAUUGCCGAAAUUCUCGCCGCUGGGCUCAAUGUCGAGCUACCUGACACGCCCAAUGUACUACUAGAAGUCCUGCCCAAAGUGUAUGAUGUGCUCCCCAGGGCUAUAGAAACCAAUCUCUCGGGCCUGGUGGCACCUUAUAAGCUGUUGGGAACACCUCGGCACUUGGACCAUACUAUCUUGAAUAUACUCGUGACCGUGGCUACGAACAAAGCUUGCCUUGUGCUGCCGUAUAUAGGGGUCGUUCUCGACUCGAUAGUAAUUGCACAGAAGGGACCGAAGAACAAGGAUUUAAUUUUUGCACUCUUCAGGAAAAUCUUGUUCGACGAUCCGAUUUUUGUGAUGCAGAGCAUGCCGGAUCUGAACAUUCUAGCAGGCAAUGAUGAGAAAUACUUGGCUGCUGUUCAGGGUUUAAGGAAUUAUCUAGGCUUAAACGAUCACGAUGGAAGUACGACAAGUCUCGACGAACCUUAAUAAACGCCGA
Sphaeroforma arctica JP610 is the source of this 601-nucleotide messenger RNA. RefSeq lists its product as hypothetical. The coding region runs from base 1 to 591 and encodes 196 amino acids. The record is from RefSeq and is a predicted model, not a curated record. NCBI's taxonomy places the organism in Eukaryota, Ichthyosporea, Ichthyophonida. The transcript is spliced from 4 exons.